Molecule: messenger RNA, 2344 nt
Organism: [Torrubiella] hemipterigena
Lineage: Eukaryota; Fungi; Ascomycota; Sordariomycetes; Hypocreales; Clavicipitaceae
Source: the annotation of a GenBank genome assembly
CUACGAUUCCUUGGCUUCGCAGCAGGGAUGCUACGGACCAGUGGGAGAAAUAUAGCUUCACGCUGAUUUACCGGAUCAGAGUCUAUCUACUUCAUACACACACCAAAUUCACUCAACGCCUCUGAAUACCAAAAUGGCGGCAAAAGACAGUAAUGUCGAUGUCCUCAUCAUCGGCGCUGGCCCUGCCGGUCUAAUGAUGGCAACUUGGAUGGCCAAGUGUGGCAUAAAUGCCCGCAUUGUCGACAAGCGUGGCACCAAAAUCUUCAACGGUCAGGCAGAUGGAUUACAGUGUCGCACUCUUGAGAUCUUUGACUCGCUAGGCUUUGGACACCGAGCCUGGAUCGAAUCAAAUCAUAUGCUUGAGAUUUGUCUUUGGAAUCCAGACGAGAACGGUGUGAUACGGCGCAGCGACCGUAUCCCAGAUACUAUCCCUGGUAUCAGUCGCUUCCAGCAAGUUGUUCUGCACCAGGGCCGCAUCGAGAGAUUCUUCCUCGAUACCAUGGAAGAAUGUCACGGUCUUCAGGUUGAACGUGGUGUCAUGCCUACAGACUUGUCUGUUGAUGAAUCCGCUGUGGAAGACUAUGAUGCAUACCCCAUCACCGUUAAACUGCGUCAUUUGUCGGAGGAAGAAGCGACUCCUAAGCAGAAUGCCACCUCUGCCAACGGUCAGGCAGUCCAAGAUGGCAUUUUCCGCAGCAAUCUGACCAAGGACGAUACCGACGAGCUGAUUGCAGCCGCAAAGCUAAACGACAAAGCAAAUACGGAGGAGAUUGUGCAUGCAAAGUACGUUCUUGGAGCAGAUGGCGCGCACUCGUGGACCCGUCGUCAGAUUGGCUUGACGCUAGAGGGCGACUCUACCGACUACAUCUGGGGUGUGUUGGAUAUUGUACCCAUCACGGACUUUCCUGAUAUUCGCAUGCGCUGUGCCAUUCACUCCGCCGAUUCGGGUAGUGUCAUGGUCAUUCCGCGUGAGAAUAAGCUGGUGCGUUUGUAUAUUCAGCUUACAACCACAGAGAAAAUUGGCGAGGAGGCUACCAAGGCAGACCGGUCCAAGAUCAAUCCACAGGUCAUUCUCGAGUCUGCACAGCGCAUCAUGGCGCCUUAUAAGAUUGACUAUCGCAAGUUGGACUGGUGGACCGCAUAUCAGAUUGGUCAGCGCGUUGGUACAAAGUUUUCUGUCCAUGAACGCGUCUUUCUGGCGGGUGAUGCUGUUCACACUCACAGCCCCAAAGCUGGUCAGGGUAUGAAUGUUAGUAUGCAAGAUGCGUUCAAUCUUGGAUGGAAGGUUGCUAGCGUUGUCAAAGGACAGGCUGACAGAUCCAUUCUCAAGACUUAUCAGUCUGAGAGACGACGUAUCGCCCAAGAUCUCAUCGACUUUGACCGCAAGUUCUCGCGCUUGUUCUCAGGUCGCCCCGCCAAGGAUGUUAUGGAUGCUGAAGGUAUCAGUAUGGACGAAUUUAAGAAUGCUUUUGAAAAGGGUAACAUGUUUGCUAGCGGUAUUGCUGUUGAUUAUGGUGCUAGCACUAUCGUUGCCAAAGCUGGAGAGUCGGCUGACCAAGGUGACGGAACAGAUGUUUCUGUCGCAGAUGCUAAAAAUCGCGUUGUAUCCGACCAAAAUCUGUCCAAGUCUAUUGCGGUUGGAAAACGAAUCCCCAGCGUCAAAAUUCUGAAUCAGUCAGACGCGAGACCGUGGCAUCUUCAGGAGCGUCUUCCUAGCAACGGCCGUUGGAGGGUGAUUGUGUUCCCUGGAGACAUCACUGAUGCUACCCAAGCCGCUAAACUCAAGGCCGUCGGAGAAGCAUUACAUGGCGAGUCAUCGUUCUUGCGCCAGUAUACACCUGAAGGAGGUCGUUAUGAUGAUGUCUUUGAGGUUCUGGCUGUGCACAAGGCUCCCCGACACAGCGUCACCAUCUUUGACUUUCCUGAAGUGUUUAGGGAAUACGAUGAGACUGAUGGCUGGGAUUACAACAAGAUCUUUGUCGACGAUGUGUCUUAUCACGAGGGCCAUGGCAACAUUUACGAAGAAUUUGGCAUCGCACCCACAGGGUGUAUUGUUAUAGCCCGUCCGGAUCAGUACGUUUCCUACAUUGGAUCACUGGAUGACCCAGCAGCCGUCACGAAAUUCUUUAGCGGCUUUAUGAGGAAGUCUAAGGCACAGGUGAAUGGCAAGAUGUAGAAGGGCAAAGGAAGGCUAGUUUAUGUGCGUAUUUGACGGCGCUUGCUUUUUUUCUGUGUGUUCAGUAUGUUCUGACAAUUUAGGAAUAUUUCUUAAAGUACGAUUUACUCCUAGGUUCUACUAUAUAGUAUACCAAUUCUUCAAAUAAAACGACACAUACAUAUUGCG